GGGUUGAAUGUAAACGAUUUCGUUGGAAUAUAGAAUACUUCGCGACAUUGAUUGAUCAUUAAAUUCAACGAGUGUUUCCUAGUAAUAUCUUAAUUUGAUGUAAUGGAAAUGUGUUGUCGUUGUUGUUUAGAUAGAACGGAUGAUCUGAUGAGUAUAUUUCUUCCCUUGGACGAAUUCAGCAGUCGAAUCAGUGAUAUGAUUACAAACUGUUGUGGAGUAUCAAUUAAUGAAGAAGAUUCCCUUACAAAAUAUAUUUGCAACAGUUGCAUGAAGGAUUUGAUUAGUGCUGCUCGUUUUAGAAAACGUUGCCUGGAGGCAGCUGGAACUCUACAGAAUAAGCUCGAUGUGGUAGAUCCACUGAAGGCUUGUUCGGUACAUGAACAAAAAAGUAUUCAACUAGGUAUCAAUGGCGAUUUAAAAAUUAAGGAAGAAGAUAAUGAUAUUCUGAUUGAGGGACAGACCAGCAUCACAAGCAGUCUCCUUGUCGAAAACGAAUCAGCUUUGUGUUUAACAACUAAUUCGACUGGUUGUAACUUUUGUGAUGAUAAUUAUAUGUUUAAAAAACCAUACAGAUCGAAGCGGACAUGUGCUAGGAGUAGUAAACGAAAAAAAUGUGAGUUUUGUGGAAAACUGUUAGUCAAUAGUAAUAGUUUUGAUGGGUUUCCACAUAAUUGCAUGGUUAAUGGAAAAAAUCUUGCUAAGAAAACUUGUCUCAAUCAGUGUAAGCAGCAACAAACAGAUAACAUGAACAUAAAAAAUAACAUGGAAGUUGAAGAGCCAUUACACCAUACAGAUUUGGGCAAAAAUAUUUCCUCUAAAACUACCGAUGCAAUAGAAUCAAGUGGUUUAAAUGCUAAGGCAUUUGUCCAAUCAUGUAUUUUUGAAGAUCACUUGAAUAGCAAUCAUGAUAAUCAACUAAAUCAGAGUGAAUUGAAUAACGAUGGAUACAAUGACUCGGAUUUCUAUAUUCAACGCGAUGAAUUGGAGCAUGAAAUCAAUACAUCUCAUAGAAAAGGGAUUCGAAGAAAGGAUGACCGACGCCAUAAGUGUGAAAUAUGUGGCAAGGGGUUUAUUAACAGUAAUCAUCUUGUACAACACAGACGCAUUCAUACAGGUGAAAAGCCCCACAAAUGCGAAGAUUGCGGAAGAGCAUUUGCUCAGAAGAGUCAUCUCACCGCGCAUAUGAAACAUCAUACGGGCGAUUUUAAGUUCAAGUGCGACACCUGUGGAAAAGGAUUUAUUUAUAGUAACGAAUUAGUCAUACACCUUCGCAUCCAUACCGGCGAGCGACCACACAAAUGUGACAUCUGCGGGAAGGAUUUUGUGCAGGGCAGUGCCCUUACACAACAUAUGCGAAGCCACGCCGGUGAGCGGUUGCAUCAGUGUGAGGUAUGCGGCAAAGGUUUCGUGAGACUCGGUCACCUGACGCAGCAUCUAAUUAUGCACAGCGGCGAACGGUUGUUUAAAUGUCUUAUCUGUUCCAAAGGUUUCUCUCGAAAUGGGUACCUGACGCAGCACAUGUUAAUUCACAACGGUGAGCUAACUCAUAAAUGUAACGUUUGUGGGAAGGGUUUCAUUUCCAGAAGUUACCUUGGGCAGCACAUGCGCUUCCACUCCGAUGCAAGACCUCACCAGUGCGAAGGAUGCGGAAAAGGUUUCAUCAAUAAGGCUCAUCUCAAGCGGCAUAUGCGUACUCACACCGGCGAGGAAUCGUAGCAAUAUUCCAAAAUAAUUGGAAAACUAGUUCCGAGCCCUGUCAAUGCAUUGUGAUUUCAUUUUAGAAAAUGUUACGAUUUAAAAUCAUAUUGGAGCUUUGUAUUAUAUUUUUUUUAGUGUUCUACAU
Messenger RNA from Malaya genurostris, 1843 nucleotides. Its product is annotated as zinc finger protein 724-like. NCBI's taxonomy places the organism in Eukaryota, Metazoa, Arthropoda, Insecta, Diptera, Culicidae. Gene Ontology annotation, biological process: regulation of DNA-templated transcription. The record is from RefSeq and is a predicted model, not a curated record. The transcript has 2 exons. Gene Ontology annotation, molecular function: RNA polymerase II cis-regulatory region sequence-specific DNA binding; zinc ion binding; DNA-binding transcription factor activity, RNA polymerase II-specific. Gene Ontology annotation, cellular component: nucleus. Bases 103 to 1716 code for a protein of 537 amino acids.